Molecule: messenger RNA, 2372 nt
Organism: Sinocyclocheilus anshuiensis
Lineage: Eukaryota; Metazoa; Chordata; Actinopteri; Cypriniformes; Cyprinidae
Product: vitamin D3 receptor B-like
Exons: 9
Coding region: 987-2255 (422 amino acids)
Biological process (GO): cell differentiation; negative regulation of transcription by RNA polymerase II; positive regulation of transcription by RNA polymerase II
Cellular component (GO): nucleus
Molecular function (GO): zinc ion binding; vitamin D response element binding; nuclear receptor activity
Source: RefSeq, a predicted model, not a curated record
UUUUGUUAUUGUUUAUUGAUUAAUUUAAAGUUGAUUUAUUAUUAUAUGAUUUACUUCUGUCCCCCUUUUUGAAUCUUGUCUGAAUAUUGACAAGCAAAAAACAAUCAUUAUCAUUACUGGAAAAGCCAUGAAAAAUAGCAACAUCUAUGUGCAGGUUACCUUCAAAAAUAUGCACAUAAGUAGUGCCAUGUUUGUGGAUGACUGCCAACUAAAUCUUCACAAACAGGGAUUGCAAAUGUUUCACACAUUUUGAAUAGAUGAAUAAAUGAACAGCCCAAUUUAGAUAAAUGCAUAAUUAUGUGCUGAAGUGUUUUGAAAUGGUUUUAUUAGUGUGAGUUUUCUGUGUGCAUUAGAGUAAUUUGAGAACUUUCUCUUGAAGAGGUUACACCGUGUGUGUGUGUGUGUGUGUGUGUGUGUGUGUGUGUGUGUGUGUGUGUACACUAUAUGAAGCUUUUCCUCACAACUUACUGAGUGAAAACAGGAAAACAUCAUUCAGGUGACAUCACCCUCUAUGCUGAGGUAUGUUUAUUUGGUUUACACUGUUCCUGUUUGUACACAUUGAGUCGUGAUGUCCCUGCGACCUUUCACAUAGAUCUCCACUUUAUUGCUGAUUCCAUGUAUUACGACAGUGAAAGGGUUAAUCGCGUGCUUUUAUCAUAUACGCAUUUAUUGUGACAAUAUUCUUAUCACCUGAUGCCUUUUAGCUGUUUGAGUUGGUGUGUCACUUUGACCUCUGACUCAUUUCAGCAUGGCUGCUGUUCCUCAUGGGUUGCUCAGUGGGGCUAUAUAUAAUGAUUUAAUGUCUGUUUUUGCUGACCUUGUUCUUUUUUCUUUCUUUCUUUUUUUCAAAAAAGGCUUUUGAUGGAGAUAUUGAAGCUGACAUCUGUUUGUUUUCAUUUGCACGGUCUCCUACACCCACUCCAGUCCUCCUGCCCUUCCUCGAUGGUGUAGCACUGAUAGCUAAUUAAUAUUCCCCUCUAUCUCUGAUGGAGUCAGCCAUUAGUACAUCCACUCAAGUGCCAGAUGAGUUUGACCGUAAUGUUCCACGGAUCUGUGGUGUGUGUGGAGACAAAGCCACUGGCUUUCAUUUUAAUGCGAUGACCUGCGAGGGCUGCAAAGGCUUCUUCAGGCGCAGUAUGAAGCGGAAGGCCAGUUUUACCUGUCCCUUUAAUGGAAGCUGCACCAUCACUAAAGAUAACCGUCGCCACUGCCAGGCCUGCAGACUCAAGCGUUGCCUGGAUAUUGGCAUGAUGAAAGAGUUUAUAUUGACGGAUGAGGAAGUUCAGAGGAAAAAGGAGCUGAUCCAGAGGAGAAAGGUUGAGGAGGCGCAGAGGGAGGUGCAGAAGCCCCAGCUUUCAGAAGAGCAGCGCAGCAUCAUUGAUACGCUGGUGGAUGCGCAUCACAAAACCUAUGACGAUUCCUACUCUGACUUCUCACGCUUCAGACCUCCAGUUAGAGAGGGUCCAGUUACACGUAGUGCCAGCCGAGCCGCGUCUCUUCAUUCACUAUCAGAUGCCUCGUCAAACUCCUUCAGCCACUCUCCAGAGUCAGGAGAUCGUAAGAUGAAUCUGAGUAAUAUGUUGAUGAUGUAUCAGGAGCAGGGUUUAAACUCCAGUCCAGACUCAAAGGAGGAUGAGGGCACUGGUCUUUCCAUGCUUCCUCACCUGGCUGACCUGGUUUCCUACAGCAUUCAGAAGGUCAUCGGAUUUGCCAAGACGAUUCCUGGAUUCAGAGAGCUGACAGCUGAAGAUCAGAUUGCUUUGCUCAAGUCCAGUGCUAUAGAAGUGAUCAUGCUCAGGUCCAACCAGUCUUUCAGUCUGGAGGACAUGAGCUGGAGCUGUGGAGGACCCGAGUUUAAAUACUGCGUGAAUGAUGUCACGAAAGCUGGACACACUCUGGAGCUGUUGGAGCCUCUGGUGAAGUUUCAGGUGGGCUUGAAAAAGCUCAACCUACAUGAGGAGGAACAUGUGCUGCUGAUGGCCAUUUGCCUGCUGUCUCCAGACCGGCCUGGGGUGCAGGACCACGAGCGAGUGGAAGCGUUGCAGGACAGGUUAUCUGAGGUUCUGCAGGCAUAUAUCCGUGCGCAUCACCCGGGGGGGUGUCUGCUCUACGCUAAGAUGAUCCAGAAGCUGGCGGACCUCCGCAGCCUGAACGAAGAGCACUCCAAACAGUAUCGCUCCCUUUCUUUCCAGCCCGAACACAGCAUGCAGCUGACCCCUCUGGUGCUGGAGGUGUUCGGUGGACAGGUCACUUAGCAAGUUCACCCAAGUCGGAGCAAGACAUGCGGGUCAAACGGCGUGACCCGGAGGAUUGUGGAGUGGAGUGAAUGUACGGUCAAUCACCUUAAAAUGCAUACAGAGUUUCCAGGAUGA